ACUUUUUUUCAAGGGCUAAGAUGAGCAGAUCUGACGGUUGGCGACCCGGCUGAUUUCUCUAGAAAAUCAGCCGGUUGAUUUGUAGCAGUCCAAAGAAACGGCCGGUUUGAACUGAUGUGGCAUUUUCUUAUGUUGGAUGAGUCAACAAGCACAGGCCAUCAUUCGCAAAAAAAGAAAAGAAGCACAGGCCACACCAGCAGCCGACGUGCCAUAUAUGCCGCCCCUUGCCCCUUCCGCGCCUUAAGCCUAUUAAUAGGAGGAUUCCGUGCUUGUCUCUCACAGUUUUGCAGAUUUCAGCAGACGGCCAUAGCUUUGACCAUCCCCUUCUUCCUUCAACAUUUGACGGCCGGCAAACUCUUGUCCUCAGCUGAAAUUAGGGUCGCCUGCAGUGCAGCGAAGGCAGACGGCCAUGGACGGCGACAGCCCGGUGAUGACGGACAGCGAGCGGAGGGCGUACCGGUACGUGCAGGCGCCCAAGGUGCAUGGCCUGGGCGGCAUGAAGAACUCAUGGUCCAACGACUCUCUCUUCAGCCUCAGCUACGCCGGCGCGGGGGGCAGGGCCGUCGUCCACUCGUGCGUCUGCGCGCCAACCACGCACCCGGGCUCCUUCCGCUGCAAGCACCACCGCCAGAGCGCCGCCCACCUCGGCGCCGCCGGUCACGCGCAAGCGCAGCCCACGGCUGAGGCCGACGCCGACUCUAAGCGCAACGAGGUCCACGGAGAAAUGUCGACCGCGGAUGACGAGAAGGCGUCGUGAAGGGGACCGCGUGCGUGUGCUUCUUCGCGGGAGAAAACGUACCGUGCUGCUUGGUUACACGUAACCGAUGUAGUACGUGGCAAAGCUUAUUUCUCUGUCAUUUCAAAGACUUUUUUCGUGUGUAAGGAUGUUUAUUUGUUUUUUUUUGCGGGUAGAAAUUUGUAUUACUCAAAACCUCAAGUCCUUACAAUCCAUCGCAGCCAAAUUCAAAGCA
Aegilops tauschii subsp. strangulata is the source of this 971-nucleotide messenger RNA. RefSeq lists its product as uncharacterized. The record is from RefSeq and is a predicted model, not a curated record. NCBI's taxonomy places the organism in Eukaryota, Viridiplantae, Streptophyta, Magnoliopsida, Poales, Poaceae.